Messenger RNA from Medioppia subpectinata, 403 nucleotides. The record is from the annotation of a GenBank genome assembly. NCBI's taxonomy places the organism in Eukaryota, Metazoa, Arthropoda, Arachnida, Sarcoptiformes, Oppiidae.
CAAAAUAAGGUUAUCUCUAGAAGUCUGUCAAACAUUGCAUUUUCAUAUCACAAAAACACAUUUCAUAACCCAUUAAAUGGUAUUAACAAAAGUUUCAUUCAUCACAUAUUGUUAUCAUUUUGGGCCUUAAAUAUCGGCAAUGAAUGGCCUAUCAGUGGCCGAACCCGUGCCCACACGUGAAUCCAAGCUGGAUGUGGAGAAAGUGGUCUGGGUCGUUGUCCUGUUCUCCACUGUCACCAUCCCUUUCAUUAUGACACUCAUCGCACUCAUUCAUAUCGACGACUGUCCGCAUCAAUCCUAUAUCCCGAUUGUGAUCCUAAUGUCUGGCGUAUCGAUGAGCUUAAGUAAUAUCAUAAACACUGCCGACAAGUAUUCGCCGCCCAAACAGUCCAGUUAUAAGCGA